UGUUAGAAAGACAAGGACUCGCUCUGCAUGUUUUUAUAAUGCGCAAUACAAAUGAAGCAGCUACUUUCACGUUGUGGUGUAAUGCAAAAGAUUUCACCACGUCUGGAAACCAAGAUAAACCGCCCCAAUCAUUUAUUUGCAGCAAUUAUCGAUAGUGUUCUGGGACCCACGUUCGCUCGCGGGAAUGGCUUUAUGAAAACCACACAGCAGCACAUCACCUCACUUAAAUGAAAGAAGCUGGCGAACGGAACUCGAGGAAUAGCCUACUUUAGCAAACUUCUACCCUUCAUCCGACUCGUCCUCCGCCAUGGCGUACGCUGCGUAUUGGUCGAGGAUCACAGGUGACAAUUCAUUACAAAAAGCCAAUGUUCCUCAGACCUCAAGGUUCCAGUCUCAGCAGGUCACACCCACCCCAGCAUCUCAGGUCUCCACAGCGAAUCCUGCAAAACAUGAGAAAGGGCCUACACAACCAUCUACUGCAGUGACUGUCAAACCCGGCACCACUCCUGCAACCCCAGCAGCUCCUUCAGGAGCAUCAGGAGGUGGAGGCUUCACCACCACUCAGAAAGGACCUUCUCAAGUAACGCCACAGGCUACAGUCUCUAAACCCACACCUGCACCUUCUGCUAAAGACCCAGCUGUGAGCUCUGGGACGGGACAUGCUGGGAUGACAGGAGUGAAGGCCACAGACCCUCUGAAAGACAAGGCCCAGAGCACAACCGUUCCUUCGUCCAAACCGGGACCUGCUAAGGUGGAUCCGGCGGUCGGGAAGCCCUCAGCCCCGGCCAGUGUGCAAAAACAGACAAGCGCUCAAAAGGUGCAAGUGGAAGUGGGUCCUCCAGGAGCUAAAGUCAGUUCGGAGGAUGUAGAUCCGUUUGAUGCCCUGUCUGGCACAUUACCAUCAUCACAACCUGUGGCUCCUAAAGUCCCAGCAUUCACUGGACCAGAGGUCAAAGAGCCAAAUGUAAAAGCAGAAAAGGGUGUUAUCUGUGGUGAGAGAGAUGACACGUUGCCACCCGGAUACAGACGAGCAGACCUGGAAAAGAAAACACCUGCUGGAGUUCCUGAGAAGCCUAAAGAUGUUCCCAAGCCUAUAAGCACAGAUGAAGCAAUGGACUCCCUCUCAGCUGGGUUUGUGUCUUCAGUUCCAGCUGCUCCUAAGAAGACAGAUGUGAAAACUGAAACAGUAGGAGCAGUCGAUGUUCGGCAGGCAGGCAUCUCCAACUUUGCUCCCCCUCCACCCUCUCAGAAACAAAUGGAAACUUCUCAGCCUGCUGCUGUAACCAAAUCAUCUGCUCCACCUGCUGACAAGAAAGCCAGGAUUGAAACCCCUGCACAACCCACUAAACCAAAGACAGAUCAGGCGGACAACUCCAUGUCGCUGGACGCUCUCAGCGCUUUGGGCGAUACACUGGGUGCUCCAGAACCACCCAAAAAAUCACCUGAACUCAAGCCUGAGCAGAUUGUUGAUGAGAAGAAAUGGACAUCAGAGAAGGGUGUUCGUGUUGGAGAGAGAGAAGACACACUUCCACCAGGUUACAGAUUCUCAGAGGAAGAGCUCAUGAAAUAUCCUCCUCCUGAGAAAGAGCCCUCACUGGACACAGACGAUGCUCUGGACAUUCUCUCUGGAGGUUUCACGGAGCCCGUGGCAGCACCUGUUGUUAAGGCCGCUGUUCCUCCUGCACAGGAAAAGAAGAAGCCUGAAGCUGUUCCUGAAAAGGCUAAAGAUGCUCCUAAGGAAACAAAAAAACCUGCUGGGGUUCCUGAGAAAUCUAAAGAUGUUCCCAAGCCUAAAGUGGAUGAAUUAUCAGCACUGGAUGCUCUGGCAAGUGAUUUUGUGGCUCCUGCACAGUCUGCACCUAAGGUUUCUUCGUGUGCUCCUAAUAUUGUCCCUCCUGGCCCUAAACAAAAACCACAGACAGAUGAGGACGCUCUCAGUGCUCUGGGUGACACACUGGGUAAACCAGAGCCACCCAAAAAAGAACCUGAACUCAAACCUCGGGACAUCGUUCAUGAGAAGGAUUUGACAUCAAAGACGGGAGUUCGUGUUGGAGAGAGAGAAGACACACUCCCACCAGGUUACAGAUUCUCAGAGGAAAAGCUCAAGACAUAUCCUCCUCCUGAGAAAGAGCCCUCCUUAGACGCUAAUGAAGCUAUGGAUAUUCUGUCUGGUGAUUUUACAUCCCCUUCUGCGGCAUCGUCUGCCAAGACCCCCGUUUGUCCUCCCUCUAAGUCUCCCGCUAAGCCUUCAGAUUCUGCUUUAGAUGCUCUUGCAGGUGAUUUUGUCGCUCCUUCUUCUGCAUCUAAAGUUCAGUCUGCCGUCUCUGGACCACAACACGCUGGCAGACAGUUGUCAGAAGGUACCUCAUCAGCUCUGGAUGCCCUCUCAGACACUCUAGCAGAUUUUAAAGCAGCCCCUGAGCCUGCCCCUGUCCCGCCUAAAGACGUUGUUAAGGAAAAGAAUAUAGUUGAGGAGAGAAUGAAUAAACCAGGUGAGAGGGAGGACACACUUCCACCAGAUUAUCGUUUCACAGAGGAAGACCGCAAGGCAUUUGAAGCAGCAAAGCAGAAAGACGUCAAACCAAAGCCGACAUCCAUCGAUGACUCCACAGCCCUUGACAUGCUGUCUAGUGAUUUUUCUGCAGUAGCGCCCGUGAAGCCCUCGGCACCCGAGGCCAAACACUUCACCCCUGAACCACAGCCGCCAACAUUUAAGGCAUCAGGUCCAGUUUUCGAUGAGCUGGCGGAAAAAAUGAUUCCCAACCUGACUGACCCCAAAGCCAAAGACAGCAAACCAAAGGGAAAGGGUGCAAAACCAAAGUCUAAACCGAAGAAACAGUCAGUAGAAGAUCCAUCAGUCACAGAGAAGCAGCCCGGUAAAAUGAGCUCAGAUGUGGUGCCUUCAUCUUCCACAAAGGGCGGAAAAAGAUAGAUCACACAUUUAUGGUGUGUCGUCUCAUCCCUAACACAAGAAACCAUUAAAGGGAGCUGCUCAGUCAAUGAAUAUAUUUUAUGGUGUACAUGGAACCAAACUUAAAAAAUUAUAACUGCACAGAGACACUUAAACAUGUAUUUUCAGAGCCCCCCCCCCCUUCUUUUCUCCUAAAGCAAAGCAACAAUUAAUAUAACAAUCUUUUAUCUCAUUGUGAAUUACAGAACAUGUAUAUAUGGAAAGGAUGUUUACAUCAAGCAUGUAUUGUUCUGUUUUUUCAGUCAUCUAUUUUGGAGUUGCGUUGUGAUGUCGUUUUUCUCUCAGUAAAAACAAAAUCAUGCCAUAUACAAUUUUUUUACAUUUUUUUUAUGAUGACUGUCUAUUGCUUUUUGAGGAUCUAUUGAGACACUAGUGUACAGAGAUGCCGUAGGUUAUGAAUUAUUCAUUUCCAUCGUUGCAGCAGAUGACUGUGAUGAUGUCUUUUUGACUAUUGAAUGUCUGUAUAAUGAUUUUAGUCAGAAAAGGUUUAUAUGGGAGGUGUUUUUCUUUGUAGUUUGUUUCCUGAAGUGCACUUGCAAGGAUGCUUUCGAAAAUAACUGUAAAAUAAUAUUGCAAACACUAAACGCCCCAUGUGCCCCAUUUAUCACAAAAGCCUUGGGAAAUAAUAAUCGAACAACUUGUGUUGCACAUGUUGCACUCUUAAAAUGUUUUCCACUUGAUUUUGGAGGUGAAUCGGGAAUUUGUGUAGCUUAAGCUCAAGGUUUUAAAUGUAUUGUCAGAACCACUAGUAAGUCGACAGGUGUUACAUUAUAUGUGGUGGACAAAGUCAGAAUCUUUCACUUUCACUUUAACUCAAUUGUGUUUAAGGGCAACCACAACGUUGCCGUUUUGCUUAACAUCAGUUCUCACUGUUCGAUGCUUUAAAAUCUUCUAAUAGCUUUCAUAGCUGAUGAUAGAAACCGAGAAAUGAUCUUUAAACCCAACUGCGUCAUGAAAUGUUGAACAGAUUCAGAUCCUAUAGCAUUCUAAGAUGUUGUGUAUAAGUCAUUGUUACAGGUUGGUA
Molecule: messenger RNA, 3995 nt
Organism: Carassius auratus (goldfish)
Lineage: Eukaryota; Metazoa; Chordata; Actinopteri; Cypriniformes; Cyprinidae
Product: calpastatin-like
Exons: 32
Coding region: 308-2932 (874 amino acids)
Cellular component (GO): cytoplasm
Molecular function (GO): calcium-dependent cysteine-type endopeptidase inhibitor activity
Source: RefSeq, a predicted model, not a curated record